UUGAGGAAAAUGGAGAGAGAUUUGAAUCUUAAGGCAUCAACUGAACUUAGAUUGGGUUUGCCAGGGAGAGAGGAAGAAUUUGAUCACCAACAAAUUGUGUCCAAUUCCAAGAAUAACAAAAGAGCUUUGUCUGAAUAUGAAGAUGAUGAAUCAAUUUCACAUUAUGAAGCCACAACACCCCAUGUUACCAAGGUACAAAUAGUGGGGUGGCCACCAGUGAGAUCUUAUAACAGGAAGAACACCUUACAAAUUACUUCAAAGAAAACAGAAGUUCAUCAAGAUCAGUGUGGAAUUUUUGUCAAAGUUAGAAUGGAUGGAGCCCCUUUUCUUAGAAAAAUUGAUCUUAAAAUGUACAAGUGUUACACUCAACUCCUAAAAGCAAUGGAGAAAAUGUUCAAGCUAAACAAAGGUGAAUUUGCACCUACUUAUGAAGAUAAAGAUGGUGAUUUGAUGCUUGUUGGAGAUGUUCCUUGGGAAAUGUUCAUGUCAUCAUGCAAGAGACUGAGGAUAAUGAAAAGAUCAGAAGCAAGAGGGUUGGGAUCAUGUGGACUAUGAUAUAUAUGUUUAU
Messenger RNA from Solanum verrucosum, 568 nucleotides. RefSeq names its product auxin-responsive protein IAA3-like. Gene Ontology annotation, molecular function: protein binding. Lineage: Eukaryota; Viridiplantae; Streptophyta; Magnoliopsida; Solanales; Solanaceae. Bases 10 to 555 code for a protein of 181 amino acids. The record is from RefSeq and is a predicted model, not a curated record. The transcript has 3 exons. Gene Ontology annotation, cellular component: nucleus. Gene Ontology annotation, biological process: regulation of DNA-templated transcription.